AAAUAGUUAAGCGGAGAGUGGUUUACAGGAGCGACCGGAGCGACCGGGAGCGACACGGCAGUUUGUCGACCUCUUCUUGGUGAUAUGCUAAUAUGCAGACAGAUGACUAUGUUUCCGGUCUAAAAACUGAUUUGCUGAAAUCUUCCGGGACAUUUCGUGUUCUUGUUGGCGUGACGGGAAGUGUUGCAGCCUUGAAACUGCCUCUUUUGGUAUUCCAGCUUCUUCAGCUCCCUGGGGUGGAUGUAAGAGUCGUCACCACAGAGCAUGCCAAGCACUUCUACAAUCCUGCAGAGGUUUCAGUAAAAAUCUACAGUGACAAGGAUGAGUGGGAGCUGUGGACUCAGAGAUCUGACCCUGUGUUGCACAUUGAGCUAAGGCGCUGGGCAGACUUACUUGUCAUUGCCCCCCUUGAUGCCAACACUCUUGGAAAGAUUGCUAAUGGAAUUUGUGACAAUCUCUUGACAUGUGUGGUAAGAGCCUGGGAUACCAGUCGCCCUCUGCUCUUCUGCCCUGCAAUGAAUACAGCUAUGUGGCAACAUCCCAUUACAGCCCAGCAGGUAUCCUGUCUCACAGAGUUUGGAUAUAUGGAAAUCCCCUGCGUUGCUAAGAAGCUAGUAUGUGGAGAUGAAGGUAAAGGGGCCAUGGCAGAGGUAUCGACUAUUGUCAGUGCUGUCAAACAGUAUCUCCAGAAACCAGAUGAGUCAUGAUGAAAACAUGCACAUAACAUUGUAUUGUACAUUCAACUGGAACAAAAAAUAAAUAGUAAGGAUGAUGUGAUGAUGAUUCAAAA
This is a messenger RNA of Perca fluviatilis (European perch), 790 nucleotides long. RefSeq names its product phosphopantothenoylcysteine decarboxylase (gene ppcdc). The transcript is spliced from 5 exons. The coding region runs from base 93 to 707 and encodes 204 amino acids. The record is from RefSeq and is a predicted model, not a curated record. Gene Ontology annotation, cellular component: phosphopantothenoylcysteine decarboxylase complex. Gene Ontology annotation, biological process: coenzyme A biosynthetic process. Lineage: Eukaryota; Metazoa; Chordata; Actinopteri; Perciformes; Percidae. Gene Ontology annotation, molecular function: FMN binding; phosphopantothenoylcysteine decarboxylase activity.